GUUCCCCCCACUAUCCCCACUCCCGAUCCCCAGGCCGGCCCAGCCAGCCAGUUCUCAAGCUUGCCGUUUUGAUUGCUGUUGUUUUGUUCUUCGUGAAGUAAAAUAGAAAGGGAGAAGACCUUGCUAGUCUUGUACCCAGUGCGUCAGCUUCUGUUUGUGCUCCUCGUGUCGAGUGGCUUUGGUCGACUCGCAUUCUUUUCAUCAUUUUGGCUUAGUUCUCUACGCUAUUGCGCUCGCCACACAAAGGCGAAAGCGCAACACGAAUAGAGGAAGAUGGAUCCUGCACCGAACAUCGUCUUCGUGGGCCAAGUACCAAGGGACAUGGGAGACCAUGAGUUACGAGAUGUGAUGGAAGAGUGUGGCCGUGUCCUCCAUAUCAAUAUGCUCACUGACAGGAACACUGGCCAAUUCAAAGGUUGUGCUUUCGUUACAUAUGAGUCAAAUGACGAAGCCCAACGGGCCAAAGACACGUUCCACGACAAGAGACGUCUCCCCGGGGCCAAUCACGCCAUGCAAGUCACUGCGGCGCGUGCCAAGGCCGGGGGUGCCUUUGGCGGCGGCGCGACACCUGCCGCUUCUCAUGGUGGUGUGUCUGAGUCUCGACCCGAUACUCACCAGCCGCGGAAAAAGCUCUUUGUCGGCAUGCUUGCGCGUACCUUAGGCGAUGAAGAUCUCCGUCAGAUGUUCCUGCCCUAUGGCGACGUUGAAGAUUGUGUCAUCCUGCGCAACAGUGACAAAACUAGUAAAGGAUGCGCUUUCGUCACGAUGACCGAUAUGAACUCUUGCCAGAAGGCUAUCGUAGCAUUGCACAACAGUCAGACAUUUCCAGGCUGCUCUGGACCAAUGGUAGUGAAAUUUGCGGACACCCAGGCACAAAAGGAAGGCCGGCAGCGUGUCAGGAUGGACAUGCAUGUUCCAGGCCCGAUGCACCAGCCGCCGCCAAUGCACCAUCCUGCUGCACCCGCCGGCCAUGUGCCUCAUCUUCACCCGCCGCCAAUGUCAGCAGCACCCGCGCCCGCCUAUAGCCAUCACCUCGGCAUGCCCCCGCAGCAACCGGCCUCCCAGGCUGUGGCUCCUGCAGGUGGUCCCGGGCCGGAUUUGUCCAGUUUGCAAAACCUCCUGGCACCCACAAUGGCCCAGCUUGUCAAGCAACAACAAGAGUUGCAACAGCAACAGAGGAACAUCAACCAGGCCUUGCAGCUGCUAGGAAUUCCGUCAGCUAAUGGUGGUGGUGGUGGAAGUGGUGCCAGCGAUUAUCCUGGGGCGGCAGCAGAUCCUUCCAUUUAUGCUCAGGCCGGCAUGUCUAGCAGUCCGGCAGCUGGCCUGGGUUAUGAUGCACCCUUGGCUGGUGGCGCCUCUCACGUUGCCCACAGUGCUGCUGCGGCUGCCGCAGCUGCUGUUAGCAGUGGCGUUGGCGGUCCUGCCACAUCUGGUCCUGGCGGAUAUAGAACGGGUCCAGAUAAUUCUAAUCUCUUCAUUUACCACCUGGCUUCUAGUGCCACUGACAACGAUCUCUAUCAGCUGUUCUCAGCGUAUGGUCGCGUGCUCAGUGCGCGCGUCUAUUGUGACCGCAAUACAGGACAGAGCAAAGGCUUCGGUUUUGUUAGUUACGACAACCAGCAGUCUGCUGAGGCAGCUAUUGGCUCACUGAACGGAUACCAGAUGGGUGGACGUCGGCUGAAAGUCCAGCUCAAGAAAGGCCGUGAAGGCGCAAGGCCAUACUAGGUACCAGGAUAUGUCGGGCCAUGCUACUACUACCCUGCAGUGCCUGCUAUUGUCAUAUGGCAUUUGUCAUGCAGUCAGUGCGCUGCUGCUCGCAGCUCUUGUCCCGUCUUGAUUUGCAUCCGGGGUCGGCUUCCGGUGUUCUACCCAGGUGUCCUACAUUCUAUUUCGACCUGUCCUCCUUCUUUUCCUCCUCACACCCUGGCGUUGCUAUGCAUGUUCCCAUCUGGUCGCUUAUGAUACACUAUACCCUCCCCCCUUCACGGCAAGCCGGUCAGGCCUCCAUGUGUACAUCAGUUACCGUGUUUAGUAGGUGUGCAGUGGCUUUGUGAGCUGCGUGUUUUUCGCCUUCUUUUGUUUUAGUGCUGUAUCCACCCCAAUCGUCCCUUUUUUUAGAGCACGUUGCUGGUCAUGUGCAUCUACAAUAGAACACCAUUAGGUUUUAUCAUGAUACAAUUAAGGUGCCGUGCCAAGUAAUGAAGUCUCCGUGCGUCAUCUUGUGCUGCACUGUCAACGUACUUUUAGAUUUAAUCCUGUUCCUAAGUACUGUCUGGUACUUCCUGUUGUGAUCUCCUCCGCACUACGGUCUAGUUAAUAUCCACAUUUGUUGUGCUCGUGUCGAUGUUCUACCACGCACACGAUCAUCCUAAUAAUUAUUACCCUAACUUAGUUAACUAGCUGUAUGCCCUAUUUGCUGCAAGUUGCAUCCGUCAGUUAGUUCGUGCUUUGUUGUUUUCCUAGGCUUCUGUCUCUUCAUUCCCGUUCCAUAUACAGUACCGGUACUGAUUUA
Molecule: messenger RNA, 2512 nt
Organism: Sycon ciliatum
Lineage: Eukaryota; Metazoa; Porifera; Calcarea; Leucosolenida; Sycettidae
Product: CUGBP Elav-like family member 1
Exons: 11
Coding region: 274-1725 (483 amino acids)
Biological process (GO): chloroplast rRNA processing
Cellular component (GO): chloroplast thylakoid membrane; ribonucleoprotein complex
Molecular function (GO): mRNA binding
Source: RefSeq, a predicted model, not a curated record